CAGUAAGGAGGACUUUGACAACAGUCGAGUGCAAUCCUCAAUGUCAGCCUCGAGGUGGAACCCGUUCGGAGCAGGACGCAUGCUCAGUACGAGUCUAGGGGCAAUCGUCACGUGGGUGCGGACGUAGAUGGCGCCCGCAUUGGAGCACAUGCGCAUGGUGUGCCGGCGUGUCCCACGCAGGCCGCCGUCUUCCCGCCCGGUUAUUGCCUGUUCCGGGGAUUGGAGAAGCGACCCCACCCACAGCCUAGCCUGAGCGGUAGAGAUGGCGGCGCUCGCAAGAGUCUCCCGGCUGCUUCUCGCCGGCGCCCCCCGGGCCCCGUUGGGACGGCUCAUGUCGGCAGCGGCUCACGGGGAGGCUGGGGCAGCUCAGACAUGGAAGAUCCUGUCUUUUGUGGUUGCUCUUCCUGGUGUUGGUGUAUGCAUGCUGAACUGCUACUUAAAGAUGCAGCAUGAACAUGAAAGAGACGAGUUUGUUCCUUAUGCUCACCUCCGCAUCAGGACCAAGCCCUUCCCAUGGGGAGAUGGGACCAAAACUCUGUUUCACAACCCUCAUGCUAAUGCUCUCCCGACUGGCUAUGAAGAGGAUCACUGAACACUUGGACCACAGCAUCAAUUGCUCUCUCUGGACCAGAUCAUCAUAUGGGACCCUCAGUCUAAAAAAAUAUUCUGCAUUCCUUGUACUGUCAUUAUAAAGGCAUUCUGACCUUUGGCCCUCUACUUGAAGGGGAGGUCACUUAACAUAAAUAAAUCCUAACCUCCCA
Molecule: messenger RNA, 761 nt
Organism: Chelonia mydas (Green sea turtle)
Lineage: Eukaryota; Metazoa; Chordata; Testudines; Cheloniidae
Product: cytochrome c oxidase subunit 6A1, mitochondrial
Exons: 3
Coding region: 263-592 (109 amino acids)
Biological process (GO): mitochondrial electron transport, cytochrome c to oxygen
Cellular component (GO): mitochondrial inner membrane
Molecular function (GO): enzyme regulator activity
Source: RefSeq, a predicted model, not a curated record